This is a messenger RNA of Gorilla gorilla gorilla (western lowland gorilla), 8395 nucleotides long. It is a transcript of the gene DGKZ, whose product is annotated as diacylglycerol kinase zeta. Gene Ontology annotation, biological process: phospholipase C-activating G protein-coupled receptor signaling pathway. Gene Ontology annotation, molecular function: ATP-dependent diacylglycerol kinase activity; protein binding. Gene Ontology annotation, cellular component: plasma membrane; glutamatergic synapse. The record is from RefSeq and is a predicted model, not a curated record. The transcript has 31 exons. NCBI's taxonomy places the organism in Eukaryota, Metazoa, Chordata, Mammalia, Primates, Hominidae. The coding region runs from base 4208 to 7792 and encodes 1194 amino acids.
GUGGGGAGGGUUGGAUCCGGGCAGACCCGGGCCCCACCAUCCCUAGGCAAGGGGCCUGCCCUGCCAGGUUCCUGAAGCUGAUGGAAAAGGGUCCCCCCGAGCUCCUGCUGAGCCAGGGCAGACCCUGCCGAGUAAACACUCACUGGCCUGGUCGCCUUCUUACCAUCCAGCCUGGCCCACCUGCUCCCCGAGGUACAUUUUGUUUGUUGUUUUUGACAGGAUCCCUGUGGUGAGUCUCAGCCUGGGGAAGGGAGGACUCUGCCUCCCCAGCCGCUAGGCUGACUGGGGAGGGACUGGCCUCCCUUCCAGCUUCCCCACCUCCUUCCCUCCAACCCAGAUCUGUGGGAGCAGAGCCGAGGGGGUUCUGGGGAGGCAGCUGCAGGCCCUUGCUCUGGGGCUGCUGGAGGUGGGGUCGCCAUGCGCCAUGCCCAGCCUUCACGGAGCAGAAGGCGGACCAGGCCCUGCCCAGGGUGUGGAGUGGGCGCUCUGGGUCAGUCCCAUGGGGUAUCCUGUGAGAGCAACUCAGGGGGCCAGGCCUGGUACCAGGUGCAGAGGGCAUUCCUCAUGGCACGAGCAGAUACCCAGGUGGCACCUGCAGCCGGCUCUGUUCCUCAUGCGGUGGGUGGUGGCCACCCUGGGCACUCCUGCUUCCCUUUCUGGGUUCCCGGCCUCACUGUGGGCAGACAGACCCCAGGAGGUAGCACAAUCACAUGCUCUGGUGUCUAUGGUGGGUGUAGGCCCUGCCAGGCCCUGCUGUCUGCCAGGUAUCACCAGGCACUCUCCCUCUGUCAUCACAUCCAGACCUCCUUUAGGCCAAUCUUCUGAACCAGGUGGUGUGAGCUCCAUUUUGCAGAUGAGAAAAUUGAGGCUCAGAAAGGUUAGUGGAUCAGUCUAGGGUGGCAAUGGCAGAUUCAGGAUGCCAACGCCCUUGAAACUAGCACAGGGCGUGAGAUGGCCUGGGCUCUGGAGGGUGGGUGUCCUGUCCGCUCCAGCUGUAGCUGAUGAAGCUCUCCGGCCUGCCCGCCCCCAUAGCAGCCUCUGCAGCUCGGCCACCCGCAGCCACAGCCACUGUCCAGUAAGGGUGCACGGCCAGACACCAAUGGUCUUGUCUCCUGACUUCCUCUGUCCUUUCCCAGGCCCUGUCCUUGUCAGGCCCCAGAGCCGGCCGAGGGUUGAUGGGGUCCCCUGAGUCCUUUCCCAUCCUGUCCCCAUUGGUGUAACAGGCUCCCCACCCGGAGACCAAGGGACAGCCAUUUUGCUGUGCUCUUGGUGUUGAAGCCCUCAGGGUGACCUUUACACGUACUGUGUGGCGAGGAGGAGGUGACCAAGAGCGCGAGGUGAGAAGACACUGUCAUGCAGAGCUGCACUAUGGGAGAGGCUCAGGCCCAGGGCGGGCUCCAACAAGGCCCAGGAGAAGCCCCAGCAGAGAUAGGAAGUGAGGAGUCAGGCUCUUGCUGACCAGGGACAGAGGUUUCUAUGGAGACCAGAGGAACAGGAAACUCAGGCCUGCGGGGAGGGGCAUGGGAGCACGGAGGCAUGGGUGCCCAGCAGGAGAGCCUGUGACAAAUUGUCAGCUCAGCCACUCUGACAGCCUCCCCAGACACACAGGGAAACUGAGGCCCGUGAGGGGCCAACUUGCACCAGUCACACAGCACUGCCGGCCUUGCCCACCCCACUCUGCUGGGAGGGGCGGCAUCACCGGCUGCUGAGGAGACUCCUGGACAGAUGUGGACCUGGGCUGCCUGGCAGUGUGUGGAGCCGGGCACCACAGGAGCACCUGUAAGCCGCCCUUGUCUCUCGAGGGGGUCCUGGCCCCUGUUGUCAGUGCAGGUCUGGGGCCGCAAGCUGGGCUUAGCCCUCACCGCCGCCCACGGGUGCAGUGGCACCUCCCCCCACUGACUGUGGCCUUUUGUUUUCUGGGUGACAGUAGCAUCAGGCGGUGUGUCCGGGUGACUAAUCUCCUCCAGGCUGGGCAGCUGUCACAGGGCGGCCUGACCAGGCAGGCAGGAAAGCUGACACCCUGGGGAGGGCUGGCAGGCCGGUGCCCUGACGGCAGGGGGCAGUUGGGCCUUCAGGCUCCUCUUCCCCUGACACAAAGCAGGCCCCAGGUCGGGAAGACCCGGGUUCAGGUCCCGAAUGCCGCUGACUGGCUGUGGGACCGUGGCAUGUUAUUGGCCCUCUUGAAGCCUCAGUUUCCCCAUCUCUAGAAUGGAGCUGCAGGUCCUGCCCACCUCACAGGGCUGUGGUGAGGAUUACACGAGAUGAUAAAGUACUUAGCCCAGGGCCUGUCACAUAGCAGGUGUUCGUUAUUAUUCCCUACCUGGUUCCCUUUCCUACCCCAUCCCAGCCUCAUGUUCCAGGAGGAAGGACCCUGCAACCCGCCCCAUUUCUGGGACGCAGGCUUUGCCGUUAGGUAGACUUGGGCUCCAGCACUGACUCCACACUGACUUGCCGUGGACUCUAGGCGGUCACCUCUGCGUCAACUUCCUCAUCAGGAAUGCAGUGUGAUGCAGUACCUAUUCCUUGGGGUUGCAGUUUAUGAAAUGAUCUAAGUGUUUAUCAGGGGCUUAGCACAGUGCCUGACACAUAGGGGCUCAGUAAAUGUCAGCCGUGACACUGGUGAUUUUGGGGGAGACCCAGCGCUCUCCACCCAUGCCUGCUGUCCUGCCCCUGCAGCUCCCUCCAGCCCAGGUGGUCUGCUUUGAGUGGGGCACUAUUUGGGGUCAUAAGAGCACUGUCCUGACCUCCCUGUCAUCUAAGGCAGCUGGAAACUCCAAUAGGCAGAGACCAAGAGCUAAGCUGUGCAGAACUCUGCUUCCCUAGGCACCUCCACCCUGUCCAUCUCUCCCCCAACACCCCUGCACCUGGCCUGAAGCUGCUCAAGACCUGCAGGGCAGUAGCAAAUCAGAGUGCAGUGUAUGGAAGGAGAAGGUGCUAGACGUGCGGCCUGGGCCUGACUCCUCCAGCCCUUCAUCUUUGCCUUCAUCCUUCCUCCUGCCCACCAUGCGUCCAGGGCAUCACCCACCAUGCCUAAUUAAUGCCAGCCUUCAGGGGACCACAGGGCUUCUUCUGUCAGCCCCAGGCAGCACUGUCCCAGGGCUGUGACCUUGACCUCUGUGGCUGCCAGGGGUUAGGAUGCAUCCCCCACCAGUCUCUCCCCAGGACCAAGGCCCAGGAGAUCACCUGCUGUGGGGCACAGGUGGCCUCAGGUACCUGGAGGCAUCGCCACCCUGAUCCAUGCCAGGCAGGCUUCCCUUCCCCCACUGUUAGGAGAGGUAGGGCACAGGAGCUCGAUGCUGGCUGUGAAGAAGGGUAGGCAGGGCUGAGGUGAGCUGGCAGAGGGAGCAGAGCAUGAGUUCAGGAUGGGUCCAGGGAGGCCAGGUCCAGGUAGGAGCUAGGAUAAUGCCCACAGCUCCUGCCUCCCUGCAGGAGGGAGCUCUGGGCUGUGCAGCGUUUGGAAUUGUGAGUAUUGGGGCUUCCAGCAUCAGGGCCGCAGAAGAAUGUGCAGUCACAGGCUCCAUCAGCAGCAGAGUCAGAAGGGUUUCCCGGCAUCACCCAGCUUCACCCUGGGGUAUCCGUACUUUGUCCCUUCAGAAAGGUGAGACAGAGCAGUCGAGCACCAGAAAGUUCUUACCAUCAGCACCUCAGACAUACAGGCACGCACACACCCAGAAUCCAGAAGGCUUUGCUUUUGGCCCAAGCCUAUUGUCACGGCCCCCUGGGUGUGAAGGGAGACUGAGCAGCCUCUCUCCCGGGUGAGCCAGACAGUGACUCUCCAGUUCCCUGAGACCUGGUCUCCCCUGAGCUACACAUUAGACCCUCUCCAUUUCCAGGAGUCACCUUCAGCCUGACCCCAAGGCUAUGGGCUGAGAAACUCUGGGGGUCCUGUCAGGAUUAAGUUCCUUUGCAGAGAGCCUCAUUUUGUUAUAGCUUGGUUUGCUCCAUAUCCCAUGAGGGGACAACUAACCUGCCCCCGCCAUGUUGGUGGCAAAACAAAGGCCCAGCAAGUGGGAAGCCCUGCCCUGGGCCCCGCCGUCCAUCCAGGCAGACCGACUCCCCAUUUUCUGCUUUCUUUUCCAUCAGCUUCCGGCAGGGCAGGUGGAGGCCUUUAGGCCCAGAGCUCUGUGGAUUCUGGUGCCUGAAUGGGGGAAGAAGGGGUAGCCUGAAGCACCCACCUCCCUGGGACUCCAGGGCUCCCUAGGGUGCAAUGGGGGAGAGCAUCAGUUCCCCAACAGCUGUAAACGUGGGCUCCCCUGAGCACCCCUGGGAUCCUCACAUGGAGGUCAGAGGCUGCAGUGACCCCUCCCUCCCUCAGGGGUUGCUUCCCUUCUCAUGGGGCAGAGGCUGUGAAUGGGCUCCCGGACACAGGACAGACCAUGACCUGAUCCAGCUCCUGAUGCUCCCGGUCUCUGUGCCCAACAGCCAACCGCCUGCCAUGGAGACUUUCUUUAGGAGACAUUUCCGGGGGAAGGUGCCAGGCCCUGGAGAGGGGCAGCGGGGGCCCAGCAGCGUGGGGCUGCCCACAGGCAAGGCCCGGCGUCGCUCUCCCGCUGGGCAGGCCUCCUCCUCACUGGCACAGCGGCGCCGCUCCAGCGCCCAGCUCCAGGGCUGCCUCCUGAGUUGCGGGGUGAGGGCCCAGGGUUCCAGCCGCCGGUGCUCCAGCACUGUGCCCCCUUCCUGCAACCCCCGCUUCAUCGUGGAUAAGGUGCCCACUCCACAGCCUACCACCACGGGGGCCCAGCUUCUGGGUGCACCCCUGCUGUUGACCGGGCUUGUGGGCAUGAAUGAGGAGGAGGGUGUCCAGGAGGAUGUGGUAGCCAAGGCAUCGAGCGCCAUCCAGCCAGGCACCAAGACACCAGGGCCACCCCCACCUCGGGGCGCCCAGCCGCUGUUGCCCCUACCCCGCUACCUGCGCCGAGCCUCCUCCCACCUGCUCCCCGCGGAUGCCGUAUAUGACCACGCUCUCUGGGGCCUGCACGGCUACUAUCGGCGCCUCAGCCAGCGGCGGCCCUCAGGCCAGCACCCUGGCCCUGGGGGCCGAAGAGCCUCAGGCACCACCGCCGGCACCAUGCUGCCCACCCGUGUGCGCCCACUGUCCCGCAGGCGCCAGGUAGCCCUACGGCGCAAGGCGGCCGGACCCCAGGCCUGGAGCGCCCUGCUCGCGAAAGCCAUCACCAAGUCAGGCCUCCAGCACCUGGCCCCCCCUCCGCCCACCCCUGGGGCCCCGUGCAGCGAGUCAGAGCGGCAGAUCCGGAGCACAGUGGACUGGAGCGAGUCAGCGACAUAUGGGGAGCACAUCUGGUUCGAGACCAACGUGUCCGGGGACUUCUGCUACGUUGGGGAGCAGUACUGUGUAGCCAGGAUGCUGCAGAAGUCAGUGUCUCGAAGAAAGUGCGCAGCCUGCAAGAUUGUGGUGCACACGCCCUGCAUCGAGCAGCUGGAGAAGAUAAAUUUCCGCUGUAAGCCGUCCUUCCGUGAAUCGGGCUCCAGGAAUGUCCGCGAGCCAACCUUUGUACGGCACCACUGGGUACACAGACGACGCCAGGACGGCAAGUGUCGGCACUGUGGGAAGGGAUUCCAGCAGAAGUUCACCUUCCACAGCAAGGAGAUUGUGGCCAUCAGCUGCUCGUGGUGCAAGCAGGCAUACCACAGCAAGGUGUCCUGCUUCAUGCUGCAGCAGAUCGAGGAGCCGUGCUCGCUGGGGGUCCACGCAGCUGUGGUCAUCCCGCCCACCUGGAUCCUCCGCGCCCGGAGGCCCCAGAAUACUCUGAAAGCAAGCAAGAAGAAGAAGAGGGCAUCCUUCAAGAGGAAGUCCAGCAAGAAAGGGCCUGAGGAGGGCCGCUGGAGACCCUUCAUCAUCAGGCCCACCCCCUCCCCCCUCAUGAAGCCCCUGCUGGUGUUUGUGAACCCCAAGAGUGGGGGCAACCAGGGUGCAAAGAUCAUCCAGUCUUUCCUCUGGUAUCUCAAUCCCCGACAAGUCUUCGACCUGAGCCAGGGAGGGCCCAAGGAGGCGCUGGAGAUGUACCGCAAAGUGCACAACCUGCGGAUCCUGGCGUGCGGGGGCGACGGCACGGUGGGCUGGAUCCUCUCCACCCUGGACCAGCUGCGCCUGAAGCCGCCACCCCCUGUUGCCAUCCUGCCCCUGGGUACUGGCAACGACUUGGCCCGAACCCUCAACUGGGGUGGGGGCUACACAGAUGAGCCUGUGUCCAAGAUCCUCUCCCACGUGGAGGAGGGGAACGUGGUACAGCUGGACCGCUGGGACCUCCACGCUGAGCCCAACCCCGAGGCAGGGCCUGAGGACCGAGAUGAAGGCGCCACCGACCGGUUGCCCCUGGAUGUCUUCAACAACUACUUCAGCCUGGGCUUUGACGCCCACGUCACCCUGGAGUUCCACGAGUCUCGAGAGGCCAACCCAGAGAAAUUCAACAGCCGCUUUCGGAAUAAGAUGUUCUACGCCGGGACAGCUUUCUCUGACUUCCUGAUGGGCAGCUCCAAGGACCUGGCCAAGCACAUCCGAGUGGUGUGUGAUGGAAUGGACUUGACUCCCAAGAUCCAGGACCUGAAACCCCAGUGUGUUGUUUUCCUGAACAUCCCCAGGUACUGUGCGGGCACCAUGCCCUGGGGCCACCCUGGGGAGCACCACGACUUUGAGCCCCAGCGGCAUGACGACGGCUACCUCGAGGUCAUUGGCUUCACCAUGACGUCGUUGGCCGCGCUGCAGGUGGGCGGACACGGUGAGCGGCUGACGCAGUGUCGCGAGGUGGUGCUCACCACAUCCAAGGCCAUCCCAGUGCAGGUGGAUGGCGAACCCUGCAAGCUUGCAGCCUCACGCAUCCGCAUCGCCCUGCGCAACCAGGCCACCAUGGUGCAGAAGGCCAAGCGGCGGAGCGCCGCCCCCCUACACAGCGACCAGCAGCCGGUGCCAGAGCAGCUGCGCAUCCAGGUGAGUCGCGUCAGCAUGCACGACUAUGAGGCCCUGCACUACGACAAGGAGCAGCUCAAGGAGGCCUCCGUGCCGCUGGGCACUGUGGUGGUCCCAGGAGACAGUGACCUAGAGCUCUGCCGUGCCCACAUUGAGAGACUCCAGCAGGAGCCCGAUGGUGCUGGAACCAAGUCCCCGACAUGCCAGAAACUGUCCCCCAAGUGGUGCUUCCUGGACGCCACCACUGCCAGCCGCUUCUACAGGAUCGACCGAGCCCAGGAGCACCUCAACUAUGUGACUGAGAUCGCACAGGAUGAGAUUUAUAUCCUGGACCCUGAGCUGCUGGGGGCAUCGGCCCGGCCUGACCUCCCAACCCCCACUUCCCCUCUCCCCACCUCACCCUGCUCACCCACGCCCCGGUCACUGCAAGGGGAUGCUGCACCCCCUCAAGGUGAAGAGCUGAUUGAGGCUGCCAAGAGGAACGACUUCUGCAAGCUCCAGGAGCUGCACCGAGCUGGGGGCGACCUCAUGCACCGAGACGAGCAGAGUCGCACGCUCCUGCACCACGCAGUCAGCACUGGCAGCAAGGAUGUGGUCCGCUACCUGCUGGACCACGCCCCCCUAGAGAUCCUUGAUGCGGUGGAGGAAAACGGGGAGACCUGUUUGCACCAGGCAGCGGCCCUCGGCCAGCGCACCAUCUGCCACUACAUCGUGGAGGCCGGGGCCUCGCUCAUGAAGACAGACCAGCAGGGCGACACUCCCCGGCAGCGGGCUGAGAAGGCUCAGGACACCGAGCUGGCGGCCUACCUGGAGAACCGGCAGCACUACCAGAUGAUCCAGCGGGAGGACCAGGAGACGGCUGUGUAGCGGGCCGCCCACGGGCAGCAGGAGGGACAAUGCGGCCAGGGGACGAGCGCCUUCCUUGCCCACCUCACUGCCACAUUCCAGUGGGACGGCCACGGGGGGACCUAGGCCCCAGGGAAAGAGCCCCAUGCCGCCCCCUAAGGAGCCGCCCAGACCUAGGGCUGGACUCAGGAGCUGGGGGGCCUCACCUGUCCCCCUGAGGACCCCGCCGGACCCGGAGGCUCACAGGGAACAGGACACGGCUGGGUUGGAUAUGCCUUUGUGGGGGGUUCUGGGACAGGGCGCUCCCUGGCCGCAGCAGAUGCCCUCCCAGGAGUGGAGGGGCUGGAGAGGGGGAGGCCUUCGAGAAGAGGCUUCCUGGGCCCCCUGGUCUUCGGCCGGGUCCCCAGCCCCCGCUCCUGCCCCACCCCACCUCCCCCGGGCUUCCUCCCGGAAACUGAGCGCCUGCUGCACUUGCCUGCCCUGCCUUGCUUGGCACCCGCUCCGGCGACCCUCCCCGCUCCCCUGUCAUUUCAUCGCGGACUGUGCGGCCUGGGGGUGGGGGGCGGGACUCUCACGGUGACAUGUUUACAGCUGGGUGUGACUCAGUAAAGUGGAUUUUUUUUC